AUGGAGACUGAGCGACCAUUGAGCAUCCUACCAUCGAUCAAAUGCUCCGACUGUGGUGCAGAGAUCCAGAUCUCUGCUAUGGGAGAGCACGUGUGCACACCCUCGCAGAAGGAGGAUCAAGCAUCGCAAAAGCCCGAGUCACCAAUCGCAUCACCAACCACAUCUCCUUCGACAGAGAAGCAGCCGACGCCAUUCCCGUCCACCAAGCAGACCUCCAACAGGGCACCCUCAAGACCGAACAGGACUCCGCUUCCUCGCAUUGAUCCCUCUGUUGCAAACAAGCCUUACCUUGCGAGACCACUGCUUUCACCAGAUGCAUCUCAAAACUCUGGACGUCGUACUCCAAUGAUACCAGGCAGACCUGGCCGCUCACCAGUGAUGCGAAGCGCUACCAGCCCCAUCCCGAGACUACCACGAGAACCAUCACAAGAGCUAAGCGGGAACAUGGAUUGCGCGUUCCCUCCAUUUCCUACGGCGCGGUCCAAGUCAGCUGCAAGAGCCAAGAGCCCGGUACCUGAAGGAUACUACGCUCCACGAAGCCCCAUGGCAACAGGAGGUGCAAAUGUCGCGCGUAAGCUGGACACAAUUGCGCCAGGGCCUUUUAACGCACCCGCACGCAGUACAUCUCGCUCGGCUUCUGCGAGUGCAACUGCUCAGGCACCACCGGCCAUUACUAUAAAUCAACCCCCAGCCGAGGGAGCAGCCUCUCCUGUGUACAGAUCUGCAUCGCCUGUUAGCUAUGAGAGACCCGCCUCUCCUCCAGCAAGAUCUGCCUCUCCACCUCAAGCCCCUGCUUCGCCUAGUCUGUCCUCGGUUUCGACAUCUCCUACUGGCACAAACCGUGAGGGUCGUCCAAUCCCGCAGCGUCCUGUCAGACCAGAGCCGCUGGAUGGCUUCCUUGCCAUGCUCAAGAGCGAGUCCGAGGCUUCCGGUCAGCAGUUGUCAAACAUGACUAUCCGCUCAAACACCUUCCCACUUCCACCAUCCGUACCAAAGUCUCCCGAACCCAAGCCAGUCGUCAGAAGCCCCUCGGCGCCUCCCACUAGACAACGACGACCUACAAUUUCCGCUCCUUCACAAAGCGCUCCUAGUGAUUCUCUUCCCACUAUUUCAACCACCCCUCCACCAGCACUUCCGCCAAUGCCCACCAUUGAGACUGCUAUGGCUCCAGCACUUCCCCCGCUUCCUUCCACAGCCGAUGUGCAGAAGCAUGCUCACCCUGUCGUACACGCUCCUUCGGAUUCGGCUUCUUCAGCUUCAUCCACAAGGAGCUUCAAGUCGGAUGUUAGCCCUCCUGUUUCGGCCUCAUCAAGCGUCUCGAUGCUCUCGUCGACUCUAGGUGACCUCUCCGAUCCUUCUCUUGUUGUACCCAGCCUGCAACUCAAGACCAAGCAAGAGAACCGUCUGAGCCCCGAAGACGCCUUCAAGCCUACUUUUAUUGCUGCUGAGCAACAGCAAUCACCAGUCUCGUUCGAAGAGAGACUCGACAGUCCGACUGAGAAGAUGGACCGCUUCCCAUUCAAUGCUCUCCGUGCAUCUCAUGAGAGCGAGGUGCCCGAGUCACCUGUGGUCCCUGGCUUCCUUCCUAGACGUCCUCAAAGUCCCAUGUCGGCCACAUCUACACCCAUGUCAUCUCCUCCUACCGAGCACGGCUUCUCUUCCAGACCUACCUCUUCAAAACGCCCCGGUACUUCGUCCAAGCAUAUCUGCAGAGGUUGCAAUGAACCUAUUCAAGGCAAGUCUGUCAAGGCUGCGGAUGGUCGUCUAACCGGUCGUUACCACAAGCAUUGUUUCGUGUGCAAGACUUGCAAGUCUGCCUUCGCGACUGCUGAUUUCUACGUCAUUGACAACAACCCAUACUGUGAGCACCAUUACCAUGAGCUCAACAAUUCUUUGUGUGCCCAUUGCGAUCGUGGUAUCGAAGGACCAUAUCUCGAGACCCAGCAAGCACAAAAAUUCCAUCCUAGCUGUUUCACUUGUAUCGACUGCCACAAACCCCUAAGCGAUGAUUACUUCGAGAUCGCUGGUAAGGUCUACUGCGAGCAGCAUGCCUUUGCGUCCGUCCAGCGUCAAGAGGGGCUCGGACCCAAAAGAAACAUGGAGAGAAGAACCACUCGUUUCAUGGUCAUGUAA
Messenger RNA from Aureobasidium melanogenum CBS 110374, 2133 nucleotides. RefSeq lists its product as uncharacterized. Gene Ontology annotation, cellular component: nucleus; Z disc. Gene Ontology annotation, molecular function: transcription coregulator activity. The record is from RefSeq and is a predicted model, not a curated record. Bases 1 to 2133 code for a protein of 710 amino acids. The transcript has 2 exons. Lineage: Eukaryota; Fungi; Ascomycota; Dothideomycetes; Dothideales; Saccotheciaceae.